AGCUAUACAAAUUUAUAUUUUUAAUUUUAUUUUUUUUUAGAUAACUUCAUGAAAAAUACAGAUUUGAUAUCCGAACUGGCGCUUAAAAAUAACAUCUUCUCGACCUUUCAACAAAGCUUCAUCAGGAUGGGUGGCCCAACAACAGCUGAAGGGCAAACCUAUUGCUUGCGAUGGAACAAUCACAAAUCAAAUUUGGUUGAAAUUUUGGACGCUCUAAUCAAAAUUGAGAGCUAUGUUGAUUGUACGAUUGUAGUUGACGAUCAAGUACAAUUCAAAGCACAUCGUGUUGUAUUAGCAGCAAAUUCUCCAUAUUUCCAAUCAAUAUUACAAGAUGUCCCCAUGGAUCAUUGUAGUAUUUUGUUUCCUGGGGUUCAAGCGUUUGAAAUGCGUGCGCUUUUAGAGUACAUGUAUACCGGAGAAGUAAAUGUUACACAGAGCCAAAUUCCAAAAAUAAUGAGAAUAGCUGAACAACUCGAAGUAAAGGGUCUCUUUGAUAUGGCCGACUUAAAAGAAAAAUUCAAUAAAUUCGAAGAAAGUGGAAGUAGUCCAUAUGCGACCGCAACAGCAGCUACUGCUUCUAUUGCAGCUUCUUCUUCUUCCCUACCACAUUCUUCACACGAACGCCGUUUAAAUGGCGGAAAGGACUCCAAUGAAAAUUUGAAUUCUUCACCAAUCAUUUCAACUUCUACGAAUAUCAGUCCAUCUGCUGCACCUACAAGUAGCUCGUCACCUACAUAUUCAUAUAAAUCGGCAUACCCGAACAUGUAUUCAAAAAGUCCACAGCCCGUUCCCUACGCUAUGGAUCGUCAUUCGUCUUGGCCAAUUUCGCCAGUGGUACCAAGUUCAUUACCAAACACCGCUUCUAUGUUGAGCUCCGUGUAUGAAUCUGCACCCGAUAUGAACCCUCUGAAACGAAAAAAGUUGUCAUCUAUUUCGAGUAUGCUAAUGAACCGCGAUACGCCUAUUUUGCGAAAUGUAUUGGCCCAAACACAUUCUGCAGAUUCAUCGCAGCCUAUGCCAUUGGUUUGUCAACCUGCUAAAAAUGAAAAGACUGAAAAAUCGCCACAGGUUAGCGCAACUGGUGCAAAUUACUGCAAUGGAGCGGACUAUAAUGAUAAGAAAGUAAAAUACGAUGAGCCUCAUUCACCAUACACUGAUAGAUCGUACGACGACGACGGGCUUGACAGUCCACAAACUUAUCCAGGAGAAAAUCGAUUAGGUUCAUUUGGAUCGCAACAACAACAGAAACCGGAAUGGAAGCGUUACAAACAGUACACUCGCAGCGAUAUUCUGCAAGCCAUCGAGUGCGUUCGUAAUGGCAUGAGUGCUCUGCAGGCAUCACGCAAGUUUGGAGUUCCCUCGCGCACACUCUACGAUAAAGUGAAGAAGCUUGGAAUAACUACCGGUCGACCCAUGAAUAGAACCAUUAAACGUAGUCCAAGUACAGGUGGUGGCAGUAGUGCUGCAUUCCCAUAUAGUCAUGGUUACGGCCAAUCGGAGCCUUUGCUUUCAUCGAUGCAUGAUAAUGUUGACAGAGAAAAGGAUCAGGAACGCCAUCAUCCUCCCACAAUACCCCAUCCAGCAGCUGCUCUCUUGGAUCCUGCAUUUCUGCAGCAAGCUUUUGAAAGCCGCGGUGGUGAUAUCGCUGGACGAGAAGCCUUACAUGCAAUGGCAUUAGCUGCUGCAGCUCAUGCUGCUGUUAAUGGAAUGUCAACUAGUCCGGGAACUAAUGGAACCGCUCGCUCACCCAGUCCUAGUUUUGCAAUGAAAUAUGGUAGAUCAAAAAGUCCAACUGGUCAUCAAUAUCAUGAAAGAAAUUUAUUGAUUGAAAGAGAAAAAGAACGUGAGUGUGAACGCGAACGAGAGCGUGAACGAGAACGUGAACGAGAACGAGAUCGUGAACGUGAACACGAAAGACGCAUCAUCGAUCAUGAGAUGAAAAAAGAGAAAGAGCGUCUUCAACGUGAGAGGGAGGCUGAAACUGAUCAUGAACGAGAAAUAUCUCAGCACAGACUUGAAGGACAGGAUGAAGAAAAUGAUCAAGUCGAAGAUUUAUCGGUAACACGUAAAGAAACCACUUCACCAAGUUUUAAUAAUCAUCAUGGUGUCAUAGUACCCCCAAUGAGCACCAAACUCCCAGCUCAUAGUAGUGACGAAUUUAGAGCAAAUGAAAAUUUAUCACGUGAAAUUCUAAGAGACGAAUGUGAUUAGACAUAAAUAAGAUAUUUAUAGGCUUAUAGAUAUUGAUGAGCAAGAACAGUUACCUUCUUGUUUUUAUUUAUUAAGUAGGGCUAUGUAUUCAGUGCAAUAGGUUACUCUAGUACCUAGUUUGUUCCUCUUUAUAAGCAGCAAUUAGACUCUGUGUCGCAUUGACUUUAAAGGAUUAUGUAUUCUUAACUAAGCCUUUCAUCUAACAUUCAGCUGAAAGCAUUAUUAAUAAACAAAAAUACUUUGAACUUUUGCAGAAAAUAAGAAUAACGUUCAACGUUACUUCAAACAUAUUAAACAAAAUUUUAAAUAAAAAAAUAAAGGAAUAUCUAAACUUAGCUUUAAAGCAGGCUUUAAAAGUCAUUCAAAUGUUGCUCAAUGAUAUACUUUGUAAAAGGAAACAAAGUUAAUUCUAUGACUUUAAAAAUUAAACAUUAACAUUAUCAUUAACUAAAAAUUCAAUUCAGCUGAAAUGUGUAAAAGGUUCUAAGAGACAUACAUGUAGAAAAAUUAUAGUAAGGCUACAUUAUUUUCUCAGUGCAAACAAAAUAUAAAUAGUGUAAGUGUUGAUAUGCAUAAAGCGUAUAUAGUAAAAUUUGUUGUUAAAUCACCGAGUGCCUAAAUGUAGAAAAAAUAUUAUCUAUGUUCGAAUGAAGAUUAUUAUUUUAAAAAUGUCCAAAAUAAUUUCUUACAUGUUAUUUGCCAUUAUAGUUUAUUUUAAUUUUCUUGACUAAGAACAUUACAAAACCACUUCAACAACUUUUGCCAUCAAUCAUUUUAUUUAGUUCUUAAGCUUAGAUUAAAGUUUUUCUUCUAUCUCUAUCAAACAAAAAAUAUAAAUAAAAAUAAAAAUAAAAAAAGACUGAUAUUGAAGAGCUACAAAUAUAUUAAAUUUAAAAAAAAAAAUAUUUUUCUUAAAACAAAAAAAUACGUAAACAAUAUUUUCCUAUAUUGAACCUUUAUUGAAAUAAACUCAAGAAAGCUACACAAAUGGACCUGAAUUGUUAAGAAAUGCAAAUAGAAACAUUAUUAAUUUUAUAAAAGAGAAAAAAUGAAUACCUCCUAAAAAAUAUUAAUAGUCAAAAAAACCUGCCAGUGAUUUGUUUAAGAGCUACCUCCUUAGAUUAAAUUUUAGUUUUAAAAAUUGUAUGUAUCAUAAAUAUAAUUAAGUAAAUAAAUCAAAUCAAAAUCAAAAUACCUCAUUUAAAGCAAAUUAUACAAAUUUUAACAAUUAUCUUAACAAUGUUCUUAACCAAGUUAUAAUUUUAAUUUUGUAUGUUAGUUUUAUUUUUAUGUUAAAAGACUGAAGUAUGUAUAAUCACAUUAAAAGUAUCAAAAAUAUAUCCAACAUAGUUUUGUACCAACUUGGAAUAAGAUUAAAAAUGUAUUUGUUAUCUAAGGUUUUUAAUUUGAAAAACUUUACCUACGCGCUGGGGCAAUGCAAUUUAAAUGCUCUUUUAAAUCUAAUUUUAUUUUCGAUACAUAAAUUAAUUGCUAAUGAAUGUAAAUACAUAAAGUUAUUACUUUGUUUUCUUAAAAAUCAGUUAAACUUAUGAUAUGCAAAACGUUAAUACUAUUUUAAAUACAGAAUUCAAUGUUUUUGUGUUAAGAAAUUCAGUUUAAGGAAAGAAUUUAAAAAUGGCAGCACGAGCACAUUAAAAUAUUUUUUUAAUCGUUUAAGUUAAUUUAAAAACUAGAAUUUUACGCAAUAUGAAGUAUGCUAUGAAUAUGUUUAAGUUAUUAUGUUCCAAUCGUAUAUUCAAAUUCAUAGAAACCCUAAGUUUUCAAACUGACUGAAAUAAAAUUAAAUA
Molecule: messenger RNA, 4019 nt
Organism: Eupeodes corollae
Lineage: Eukaryota; Metazoa; Arthropoda; Insecta; Diptera; Syrphidae
Gene: rib
Product: broad-complex core protein
Exons: 2
Coding region: 49-2211 (720 amino acids)
Biological process (GO): regulation of transcription by RNA polymerase II
Cellular component (GO): nucleus
Molecular function (GO): DNA binding; protein binding
Source: RefSeq, a predicted model, not a curated record